Rotaria sp. Silwood2 is the source of this 288-nucleotide messenger RNA. The record is from the annotation of a GenBank genome assembly. NCBI's taxonomy places the organism in Eukaryota, Metazoa, Rotifera, Eurotatoria, Philodinida, Philodinidae.
AUGAAAAUACGGGGACGACGUGUUAUGAUGUUUACAAAAGCCAAUGAUCCAGAUUCAAAAAAAGCUGAACAAAUAUUUGAAGAAUAUUCUUUACCAAAAGAUACAUAUGAAUUUGUUGAUAUUGAAAAACGACAAGAUUGUAGACAAUUAGAAAAUUAUUUUCGAUAUCUUUGUUUUACUGAUCGUCGUCAAAGUCCAUAUAUUUUUAUUGAUCAGCUUUAUUUUGGCUCUUUAUUUGAAUUGAAUAUUUGUCAUAAAAAUGGUUCAUUAAAACAAGCUGUGUCUUAA